CUGGCUGUACUGUCGAUAAUAGUGACGAGUGAUAUUGGAAAUAAAGAUAUGAUAUGUGUUAGUUACAAGAUGUCAGGAUUCCUUCUAAGCUAUAAAUGGGAGAAAUUUCAGAGAAAAUCGUCGAAACAAUUGUCUCAAAUAUUGAAAAUGUGCUUGAGCGUCUUCUUACAGAUGUUAAAGGGUUACCAGAGGAGAAGAAAUCUGACAAAACGUGGAUAUUCUUGAGACAUUUGAUGUAUUUGAUUGAACACGUACUGUUCAGGUUGAGAAAUAAUCCAAACGAGGAGAAAACCAGGGAAGAUUUCUACUGGGCACUCUGGCACGAGAACAGGGAUACACAAGUAAAAUUAACGACGCUAAGAGCUGCAAUUGAGGGGCAAAGAAAACUCAAUCAAGGGAUUAUCGAUAGAAUUCAUGGGAAUUUCAUACGAAACUGUCAAUUAGUAUCGCGAAUCGAUGAUAAAUUCUCGGUAGAUGCUGUAACGAUUAGACUUAAAUUCGAGCGUAUGCAACUCAACGAAUAUAAAAAAUCUGAGGAUCGACAAAAUGAUUUGAAAGAGAUUUGUGGAGUUUCUAGGAAUAGACUCCAGAAUUAUCGAUUAAGUCUUCGAAAAUUGGAGCAAGAAACGUUUCAGAAAAGAUUAAAAAUAUCAGGGAAAUUCUUAUCACUAUUGAAUCGAUACGACACAGAAAUAGGUGGAAGAAGGAAAACCCUUUCUGAUCUCGAGUCAAUCCUGAAUGAUCUCACAAAGAAAAUCCACCAAUUACAAGAGAAUAUGAACGAACAAUCCAAUCUGUACAAUUCUUGUUUCAACGAACAAGAGGAACGGAGAUUAGCAGAAAUAAUGGCAAAACUCGAGUUGAUUACAGGAGUUAUUGCAGCAAAGAAAAUACAACGCUGGUGGCGAAGUAUUCUCCCUGCUCUCAAGAGUAGAAAGAAGAAGAAAGCCAAGAAAUCGAAGAAAGAAAAAAAACGAAAGAAAUAAUU
Fopius arisanus is the source of this 988-nucleotide messenger RNA. Its product is annotated as IQ domain-containing protein D-like. The transcript has 6 exons. The record is from RefSeq and is a predicted model, not a curated record. NCBI's taxonomy places the organism in Eukaryota, Metazoa, Arthropoda, Insecta, Hymenoptera, Braconidae. Bases 96 to 986 code for a protein of 296 amino acids.